Messenger RNA from Monascus purpureus, 3163 nucleotides. The record is from the annotation of a GenBank genome assembly. Lineage: Eukaryota; Fungi; Ascomycota; Eurotiomycetes; Eurotiales; Aspergillaceae.
CUGAUGUGCGGUAAAAAAAAUCAAAAAAGUUCAGCAGACCUGCACAUACUUUCUCAACUGCAGCUCUAUCAAUUCAGAAACAGGUUUUAAUUCUCGAAAGGAACUUUUAAAGUUCGUACAUAUAAAGGACAGCAAAAUGCCUCGCCGGCAGGCCAAUUUGCGCGGCCCCAAAGAUACCACUUCGAAGAAGCCAAAGCAGAAGCGAAAGCUCGGACGAAACCUGGAUGUUCUUUCUAUCGCUGAGAGUCAGUAUCCUGAUAAGCUUGGAGUUAGACGUAACCGCCUAGGUGACGAUGACGACUUUUCCAAACGCAAACGGGAUUCCGGUCGGAAUAAAGACGAUUCAGAUGGCCCAGAUAGCAAGCGUCGUCGAACUGACGACAUGUCGGACUCUAAUAAUAGUGGAAGUGAUGGAGAAGGUCAUAGAUGGAAACUAGGGGAGGUUGACAGCGAUAACGACAGUGAGCUGGAUAGUGACGAGGCUAUGGGCUCGAGUGAUGAGGAGAGAUUUGAAGGGUUCAAAUUUCGAGGAAGCUCCACGACUGCAUCCAAGCAGAAGCGGGGAGACGUUGGCGGAAAGAAACGACGCCACGAUAUUGAUCUCUCCGAAAACGUUGACGGGUCAGGUGAGGAGGAUUGGGAGGAAGACGAUGAUUUAGGCGAGGAUGCUGUCGAUCUCACUACUGCCUGGGAUAUGAAUGCGGCAGAGGAAGAUGACGAGAAGGCACCAACGAAAACAAAUAAACCUACGAGAGCGGACUUCUCAGAACAGCCUGAUGAACCUGAUUCGGGAUCCGAAGGGGAUUAUAGUGACGAGUCCAGCGACGAUGAGUCUGGAUUAUCGCUCUCAGAUGACGAGGCAGACGCUGCAGACGAACGUGCGCUCUCUAAGCUACAAAGCUUCGUCAAUUCCAUGGAGACAGAUGUUACUAGCAAACCCAAGAAAGUAGCCGGUACCGGGCAGGAGCAAGGAAACCCCACAGAAUACGGGUUGACUUCUACACGAAAAUUGACAGUGGCUGACCUUCUGCCCUCCAUCACGGAUUCUCGUUUAAAGAGUUCACUCAAGCACAUUGAUUCCGCUACCUCACAGAAGCCGCAAUCAGUGGGUAUUCCAGGAAAGCUUGAGGCGCCUCCUCCAAAACGCCAGCAGGAUCGACUGGACCGGGCAGCCGCUUACGAGAAGAGCAAAGAGACCCUCGAUCGAUGGAUUGAGACUGUCAAAGCCAAUCGCAGAGCCGAGCACCUUUCGUUUCCCCUGCCCGACCCUGAUGCUCAGCAGAGCCACAGACUGGGCGCUGUGAAACCGCACACUGACCUUGAGAACACAAUCCAGAACAUUCUUGUCGAAAGCGGCUUGGUACAACCAGAUGGGAAGUCGGCGGAAGAUCAGGUCAAAGAGUUUGAGGAGCUACAAGCAAGGAAAAUCCCUCUCGAGGAACUACGUGCGCGUAGAGCGGAAUUGCGAAAGCACCGCGAUCUGCUAUUCCGGGAAGAAGUGCGCGCGAAACGUAUCAAAAAAAUCAAGAGCAAAGCCUAUCGUCGUGUCCAUCGCAAGGAACGGGAGAAAAUGGAGCAGCAGGAAAGGCAAGCUCUAAUUGAAGCAGGUGUGGACUUAGAAGAAGAAGAGAGAGAAUUGAAUGAACGACGGAGAGCUGAGGCCAGGAUGGGUGCAAAACACCGGGAUAGCAAAUGGGCUAAAAGUCUGAAGCAGACCGGUCGUACGGCUUGGGACGCAGAAGCCCGACAGGGAGCUGCAGACUUGGCACAAAGAGAGGAGGAGCUACGGAAGCGAAUUGAGGGUAAACGCGUCUCUCGUGCUGAUGAUGAUGACUAUUUGGAUUCUUCGAGUUCGGAGUCCGAAGAUGAGGAUCCAUGGCGGGAGGAUGCCUCCGAUGUGGAGAAACGUAAAAUCAGUCAAAAGCUGAGCGCAAUCACGGCAGAAGGUGAACCUGCGGAGGAUAUCAAGGGACCUCACGCCAAGCUUUUAUCUAUGAAAUUCAUGCAAAAUGCUGAAGCCGCACGCAAAGAGCAAAACGAUAUAGAACUCAGGCGGCUCAAGCGAGAUCUCAAUGGCGAUGAACCACAAGCCGAAGCAGAACCUGAAGUUGGUCGCCGGAAAUUCGGUCAUUCUGGGAAUGAGAAGCCCCCGCAAAAGUCCAAGCCCCUUCCCAAGAACGAGUUUGAGGAGGCUGCGGAGUCAGAAGAUGAAGACUCUGAGCAGGAUAUUGAUAUUGUGCUUGAUCGCCCCAACAACCAGAAAUCUGCUGGCCCGGUUGCAAAAUCUGCAACACAAUCUACGCGUGGCCCCUCGAGUAAAAGGGACCAAGAUGCCGGGGAAGAAGAGAAUCCAUGGCUUGUCCAGACAAAUAGAACCAAUCGUCGACGGACAGCAGAUAAUUCUCACGAAGACGUGGAUAUCACGUUAAGCGAGUCCAGCUCUCGAGUUGACCGUGUUGAUCCCAAGGAUAGUUCCAGGGAUCAAAAGGUGAAGCAACCAACUCCAAAGCAGUCGCGUUCUGUCGAAGAUGACGAUGAAAGCGAUGAAGAGAGCAAGGUCCCGGUUCUUCUCAAGAAUCACGACCUCGUGAAGAGGGCGUUCGCUGGAGAUGAGGUCGUCCAGAAUUUCGAACAGGAGAAGCUUGACACCAUUGAGGAGGAAGGCGAUCAAGUCAUCGACAACACCCUCCCGGGAUGGGGCAGCUGGACCGGUCAGGGGAUCAGUAAGAAACAGCAGAAGCGUCAGAAGCGGUUCCUUACUACCGUCGAGGGAGUAAACCCCGAAGACCGAAAAGACGCGAAGCUGUCCCGAGUCAUAAUCAACGAGAAGCGGAUCCAAAAGAACAAAAAGUACCUUGCAACUCAGCUGCCUCAUCCAUUCGAGUCAAAACAGCAAUACGAAAGGUCCCUGCGCCUUCCUAUCGGCCCGGAAUGGUCUACGAAGGAGACCUUCCAGAACGCAACCAAGCCCCGCGUGAUGAUCAAACAGGGCAUCAUCAAGCCCAUGCAAAAGCCUAUGAUCUAGAAGAUGAUGGGGUCCUGUGCGUGCUGUUCGAACUGCACCGUCAGGCUGACAGUUGGUUCGACCUGUCACAGUCGCAUCGAAGCCGUAGUACAUAUAUUGAUAGGUUCCGGAAAAUAGAGUGUAUUGUUCAUGUGCCCC